GAAGUGAAGUGUGAAUAACUACAGUAGUCCGUGAUAUUCUGGAUUGUCACUAGUGUCAGUGGAAGAGAAUGGCGGCGGAGGAAGAAGGCGACGCUCUGCUGUUUUUAAUCCAGCAGCACUUGGAGGUGAACGGCUUCGACAAAGCUGCCAAACUGCUGGAGAAACACGUCCAUAAGGUGGAAACAGCCGAGAGGAGCUGCAACCUCCAUGAUAUCUACACGGGCUGGAUGAAACUGUGCUCCAAGCAGGAAACAAACAAGAUAAACGGAGCAGAACAUGCCACCAUUGCAGAAGAAGAAGAGGUUGUCAAUGGCAAAUUAUCCAACAAUGGAGAAGAAGAUCAUGUACUUGGGUCACAGGCAGACCGCAAUGGCGUGAGGAACGGCACCGACGCCGUCGCUGAGUCGCUGCUGGAGUCUGCAGAUGAAACUGCAAACCUGGUGAUCACCGUUUCCUCUGAUAAUGAAAAGGAGGAGGCAGAGACGUCGACUCCCGCUGAAGCGUCAACAGUGAACGGAGCGGAGACGUCCAGCUCCUCUGAUUCUGCUGAAGCGGCUGAACUGACCACAGUCGAGCCAGAACACGUGGAGCGCGACACGGUCAUCGAUGAGUCCACGCAGUCGACUCCCGCUGAAGCGUCAACAGUGAACGGAGCAGAGACGUCCAGCUCCUCUGAUUCUGCUGAAGCGGCUGAACUGACCACAGUCGAGCCAGAACACGUGGAGCGCGACGCGAGCAUCGAUGAGUCCACGCAGGAACCAGAAGCGGUCAUGGACGCCACAGAUGACGCCUCAGUGUCAGAGCAGACAGCUGUCAAUCACACAGAGGCCACACCUCCCUGUACCCAGGAGGCAGAAGACGAGGAAGGCGGUGCUGCAGAGACGUCGAGUCCGGCCGAGCCAGAGGAGACCAAUGAGCAGCUGGCAGAGGCAGAAGCCCCGCCCCCUGCAGACCCUGAAAAUCCAAGUGAAGAGGAACAGAAUGAGAAAGUUGAGGAAGAAAUUAAAUCAAAGGACAGUGACAUCACAUCGUGUCUGACGCUGGAACGCUCAUCAUGUGACCAAGACGACGCUGCUGACGACCUUCCUGUCACUGACACUGAGGAGCAAACAGACCCAGACGACCUCAUCGUCAUCAACAUUCAAGUCCAAGAUGGUGAAGCAGCUGAGGGGGAAGUGAGCCAACUGCUUCCUGUGGAGGAUCAGGAUCAGGAUCAGGAUCAGGGCGUGAAGACUCCCAAGAAGAAGAAAAAGAAUAAGAAAAAGGAAACGGAAACCUCCGCUGCAGACACUCCAACCACAGACUCUCUUAUUGAUACUCCUCUCACCUCCAAGUCUGACAGGAAGAAAAAGAGAGACAAAAAGAGAAAAGAGGUGGAGGAGGAAGAGGAGGAUCAGGAGGAAGAGAAGCAGGUGUUGGAAGAGGAGGUGGUGAUUGUGUCUCAGGUAACUCCAUCAAAGAAGAAGGCAAAGAAAAGGAAAAGGGAGAGAGAUGCAGUAGAAGAGGAGGAGGAGGAGAAGGAGGAAGAGGAGGAGGAGACCCCCAUCCCAUCUUUGGAAAACAAAAUUAAAAAGAAGAAGAAGAAGGAUAAAGAUCUUGAGGAGGAAAAGAAGGAGACAGCUGAGGAGGUGGAGAAUCCUGUGAGUCCAGCAGAGACCAAGAAAAAGAAGAAAAAGAAAAAGAGUACAGAGGAAGGAGGACAGGAGAAACCAGCAGAGGGCGACACAGACUUAGAAAAGGAACUGGACACAACAGUCAUGGACUCGUCUCAGCUCUCCUCAGGACAAAAGAGGCAUUUCAGGAAGAAACUGAGCCUGAAGAAGAGACUGAGGCGUCACAAGAAGGAAGUGCAGAUGAUGAGGAAGAAGAAGAAGAAGAGCAGCAACGUCUCUCCAGCACCGACGGAGACCACGGGAAAAAAGCGGAUCCAAGAGGCAGUGAAGGAGACACCUCGACCAAAACCAAGCAAAAGAGCCAAACCUGAACUGAGCCAGGACCACGACACACCAAAGAAGAAGAGGUGUGCUGAACAAGAAGAGAAUUCCUCAAAGGAAAACCAGCCUCCAAAGACAAAGAAGAACAAGAAGAAGAGCUUGGACGAAAGCGGUGUGGUGAGUGACCUGACAGCUGAGCUCCUGGACGUGUCCUUCUCUUCCCCUGAGCUGGUAGACAAGAAGAAGAAGAGGAAGAAGAAGAAGAAGAAGCAGGUCGAUGGAGGUGAAGAGAAGACAGGAAACGUAACUCUCAUCCCUGUCAGUCAAGAUAAACCUGCAAAGAAAAAGAAGAAGAACAAACCGGCUGAGGAAACAUCCACUGCUCCAGCUGCUUCGACGAAAAAGAAAACCUCCAAAAAGAAGGUGAUCUCUAAUUAAAUGUGGUGAAUUCUCUGAUGAUCGUUGAAGGGAAGACGAAAGAACGUUGGACCUGAAAUAAGCCGAAAUAACUGGACAAUCUGCUCAACUCUGGUGCCUUCACGUCUGGUGGUUUUGAAGCGUUUUUCCGUCGGGAUGGACUUUAUUUUUUGUCCCCAAGAGCAUAAAUGUCAUCACUUAAGAGUAAAACGGCGUUGUUUCAGGCUGGUUCUGUCAGUACCUCACACAACCACACCCUCAAAAACCUGAGCUAUCCCUUUUAAAUCCUCCCGUCGCCGCAUUAUCAAUAAGUUCACUGUUUUUACUGUUUACUGCGUGUGAUCGACGUGCUUCGUGUGUUGGGAACAAACUGUGAAACCCGUUUCAGAUUCUUCUCUGUUUUGUAGAAAAGGUGGUCAGAAUUAUCGUAACACUUAACAAAUGUUGUGAUUUUACUUUAUUUUCUCCUUAAGUUUAAAGAAAGUUUAAAGAAAAAAAGAGAUUUUGUUUACGUUUUGUUAACUAUGCACCGGACUAAUUGCUGUUACUCAGUGGGUCUUAUUUAAAAGUUUGACUUCUUUGUUUACUCAGUCUGAUAAGCCAUAUGUUUUCAUGUCGUCUGGACUCGGGAGUUGGAAUCAACAAAUCUGUCCCUGUAUGAGCUUUUUCAAGUUUUCCAUUUAAACUGUUGCAUUUGUGACUGUAACUUCCCGUACUAACAUAGAGCUGGAGAUUAUACUGCGACAUCUAACUUGACUGGACAAAAUAAAGCAUUAAAAAUGUCAACAAUAA
Messenger RNA from Solea senegalensis (Senegalese sole), 3143 nucleotides. Its product is annotated as DNA ligase 1-like. The record is from RefSeq and is a predicted model, not a curated record. Bases 69 to 2372 code for a protein of 767 amino acids. NCBI's taxonomy places the organism in Eukaryota, Metazoa, Chordata, Actinopteri, Pleuronectiformes, Soleidae. Gene Ontology annotation, molecular function: protein binding. The transcript is spliced from 16 exons.